Anoplopoma fimbria (sablefish) is the source of this 1318-nucleotide messenger RNA. RefSeq names its product macrophage mannose receptor 1-like. The transcript is spliced from 7 exons. Bases 55 to 1107 code for a protein of 350 amino acids. The record is from RefSeq and is a predicted model, not a curated record. NCBI's taxonomy places the organism in Eukaryota, Metazoa, Chordata, Actinopteri, Perciformes, Anoplopomatidae.
CAGCCUCGAACGCAACUGUAGUAGUCAAACACUGAAGAGGACAGAAGCUCAUGCAUGCAGGCUUAUGCAACUGAAGACGUUUUACAUUUGUUAAUCAAAGUCAGCAUGGACGCGGCCGUGUUGAAGAUACUCCUGCUCACAGGUUUCGGCGUCCACUCCUCUUCAAAUCCAUACGUCUUCUACUUGAUCCAAGAGAAUAAAACUUGGGAUGAAGCCCAACUCCACUGCGACUCACACUACAUUACAAUUGCUCAAAUACAGAACACCGAAGAAGCCAGUGUCAUUGAGAACAUCACAACUGGGGGGUACACGAGCAAGGCCUGGAUAGGACUGUAUUCAUAUGGCUCAGAAUGGACCUUGGUUGACCAAAAUCCAGCAACAUAUUUUCAUUGGAGAAAUAGUCAACGAGAAGAGUUCUGUGCGGCUACGGGCGAUGACGGAUUCUGGUCAACUGCUAGCUGCUCAGAUCUGAAGGCAUAUGUUUGUCAUGAUGGGGGUGCAGAGUACUAUGUUAUUCAGAAUCAAAAGACUUGGAAUGACGCCAAAACUGCCUGUGAAGCCAGAGGGGACACUCUGGUCUCUAUCGGUAAUGAAAGCAUAAACUCUGAUGUCAAGAGCUUGACCUUACCAGUAGAUGGAGCGUGGAUCGGCCUCUCAAAACGAAAACUCUGGUAUUGGUGGAGUCCCGGAGAAAACAACUACUUCACGAACUGGGAGAGUGGACAACCUGACAACCUGAACGGGAUGGACAGUUGUGCAGCCGUAAUGUUGACAAAUGGAAGAUGGACAGAAGAGCAUUGCGACACCAAAUACCCUUUCUUCUGCAUCGGAGGUGUGAAUCAGGCAAACAUUUCCCCCGAUGAAAGCUUUCUGUUAGAAGACAGACGAGACAUAGAAUUUUACCAAGGACGGAAAACCGUGGUGAGGAUGAAGUUCGCGUCCAGCACAAACAUGGAAGAUCCAGCCUACAGUGCCAACCUGCUGCAGCAGUUGAGUGCAGCACUUGCUAAGCAGGGUGUGACUGACUUCAAACUGACCUGGAAAAAACCUCCAGUGAAGACACAAGUGAGCAGUGAAAGCAGUACAAGAUGCUUGAUGAAUCUGUGAGAGCAACUCCCAGAAAGAUGCACGACAGCACAGGUCAUGCAAUGAAGUAACGCUCCAGUUACUCUGGAAACCAAAAAUACAUUAACGUUUGUGCCUUUUAAGUUAAAGACUGGUAUCAUCGCAGCUUAGCCUCGCCUUAUAAAUGUUAUAUUUUCUGUGUGUCAGCUUUCACACUGAAUAAAUGCUGAUUUUAGUUGUAAAUUAAUUUCCA